Messenger RNA from Podarcis raffonei (Aeolian wall lizard), 907 nucleotides. It is a transcript of the gene ATP5PD, whose product is annotated as ATP synthase peripheral stalk subunit d. Gene Ontology annotation, molecular function: proton transmembrane transporter activity. NCBI's taxonomy places the organism in Eukaryota, Metazoa, Chordata, Lepidosauria, Squamata, Lacertidae. The record is from RefSeq and is a predicted model, not a curated record. Gene Ontology annotation, biological process: proton motive force-driven ATP synthesis. The transcript is spliced from 6 exons. The coding region runs from base 338 to 823 and encodes 161 amino acids.
CCUAAUAUUGUGGUGUUAACGGGCCUUUUCUGUUCUUUAUUCCCCCGCCUUCUGUUGCGGCGCUGGGAUUCCUUGGUGUCCUAGCAGAGGUCCUUUUAAUGUUCCUUCAAGUUGGUUUGCCUCUGGCUGCGCCUUUAACAUGCAAGCAGAAGCCUAUAUAAUUGUAGAAGCUACAUCACUGCCAUCUUUAUAAAGGAGAAUCCGCAUUAAUUUUAUUUCUCCUCCCCCCUUAUUGAAUGAAAAGAAUGGCGUGAGUUUGAGUUCAACAGUCUAACUCUAUUUUGCUUACUUGAAAAUAAAGUAGUGAAUUCAUAGGGUUUACUCCCAGAAAGUAACAAUGGCUGCCCGCAGAUUUGCUCUGAAAGCGGUAGACUGGAUGGCAUUUGCUGAGCGAGUGCCUCCCAACCAGAAGCCCAUGUUUAAUGCCCUGAAAACACGCAGUGAUUCUCUGGCAGCCAAGCUUGCUUCUUUGCCAGAGAAUCCCCCAGCUAUAGAUUGGGCUUUUUACAAGACUGCAAUUGCUGAUAAGGCCAUGGUAGAUGAAUUUGAGAAAAAGUUUAAAGCACUCAAGAUUCCUGAGCCUGUGGACACCCAGACAGCUAAGAUAGAUGCCCAAGAAAAAGAGGCUGACAAGAAUGCUGCUUCUUUCAUACAAGCCUCUAAGCAACGUGUUGUUGAGCAUGAGAAAGAGCUUCAGAAGGUUAGAAGCAUGAUUCCUUUUGAUCAGAUGACAAUGGAAGAUUUCCAAGAGGCAUUUCCAGGAAGUAGGCUGGACAAAGAAAAAUACCCGUUUUGGCCACACAGGCCUAUUGCUGAAUUGUAAGAGCUGUCUAUCCAAAAGAACUUUGCUGUAUCCAUCAACUCUAGAAUCCCUGGGGGUAUGUUAAAUAAAGUAAUCCUACAGGAA